Pelagomonas calceolata is the source of this 4502-nucleotide messenger RNA. Lineage: Eukaryota; Pelagophyceae; Pelagomonadales; Pelagomonadaceae. The record is from the annotation of a GenBank genome assembly.
AUGCGACAGCGCCGCAAGUCCCAGAGCAUCAUACGAGGCCGCGACCUGCUCCUCAUAGGACUCAUCGCGACCUGCGUGCUGCAUUUGUACGUCGUGACACAGACGCACCACCAAGCAGCCGAACCGGAAGACAUCGUCGAGAUCGAGCUCUACCGAGGAGAAACCCCUCCUGCCGGCUACGUGGGCUACUACUGCCAGUCCGACGGCGUCAAGUGCCACACGGAAACGCACAAGUGCUGGGACUCGGCGAUCUGCGCCGAGGUGCCAGCAGAGCGACGACCACCACCACCACAAAAAAAGAAGAAAGUCAUCGCCUACGCCAUCUCCGUGACCGGCGACUCGCCGGGCUGGAACGGCAUCGACGGCGCCGCGGUGUUGGGUCAUUCUGCCGUACGAGCACAUAGAAACUCGUCGUACGACGCCGCGCUCGUGGCCUUCGUGUCGCCUUCAGUCUCAGAAGCAGGACGACAUAAGCUGGAGAAGGUCGGGUUUCGAGUCCUGGAGAAGAAGCUGCCGGUCGAAGUAGAAGAGAUACAAGGUAAGUUACUGAGGGAGAAGAUUUCCAGUAAUGGGUGCUGCGGCGCGUGGGAACUGCUGAAGUUGUACGCGUGGACCCUGACGGAGUAUCAUAGGGUAGUCCACUUAGAUGUAGAUAGCUUGGUGCUCCAGAACUUUGAUGAGCUCUUCGACGAUGACCCCACGGUGGGGGGCGCCGUCCUAUCACCUACAGCUAUCAGUACAGCCAAAAAAAACUUCGAGAAGCGCGACACGUCCUUACCAGUAUUGGAAGGUAUCUACGCCCAGUACACCAUGGACUGGAACAUGGCCCAAAGACCGUGGGGUAGUAAUCCCCCGGUCCAGGGCGGUUUUGUGAUUGCGAGGCCCUCUCUAGUUGUAUAUGAGGAGAUGGUUGCUAUCGUGCGGAAAGGAGACUUCCAAGGUGGCUGGGGCGGGACGCGGGCCGGCGCCUUCUACGGCGGCAUGACUAUACAAGGCUUGCUACCUUACUACUUCAUGCACUACCGACCCGGGACUGGUCGGGAAGUUCGGGGCUGCGUCUACAACAACAUGGCCUCGAACCCAAGAAAUGUCGGAGGCUUCGGCAAGGGCGACUGCCGGGACGGGACCGUGCCUCCCGCGUCAGGGGCGUACACCGGCGAUAUUAACAAAGGAGACUGCGAGGACUGCCGGUUGUCGCGCGUCGAGGACGUGAAGGUCGUGCAUUUUACGAUCUGCCAGAAGCCCUGGGAGUGCCACGGCACUUCGACGUCGUGCUACUACUGCAAGAUCUGCAACCAGUUUCAUAGGAAAUGGUUCGAGAUCAGGGAGGAGCUGGAGCGGGAGCGCGGCGCCUACCAAUCGGAAUUGUACGCCCACGGCAAGACGCCGGCUCGUCGAAACAUGUGCCGGUCCUACAAUAGGGCGGGCUACAUCCCGAUCGAUGUGAGUAAACUGUGAUUAAUACUUAUAGCUUCAGUCGCGGCCCACACCAUGUUAGGAGUGUGGGCCGGUCACGUAGAACUAAAAAUGGGACGCGAUGGCGGCGGCGAGCGUCGCCCUACGACCAGGUGUGUCCACGAAGCCGUAGGGCGACAAUACUGUCUCCUCGGUACCACAUACAAGAGUCACGCGGAACGCGCCAGUCAUACCACUUUCGACAAACCCUUCAACCACCAAACCCUCGAAGAGCGACGCCAGGAAAGCUUUGAGAGCUUCGAACUGGGCGCCGAAGAGCGGGUCUCAGCCGCCGCAGUAGGCUACCCUUAUCACACAACCAUCAGGCGCCUUACCGCCGUGGAACGGCGCGUCGUCCGCAUCCAGCCUCAAUAGAACCCUUGCUAAAUCGCGCACCGACCCCAACAGCGCCACCUUCAAUAAAGCUACUUUUGCCCCCGGCAUUUGAGAAUCGCGGCCCGCUAAUGCCAACUUCCCCAGCAAUCGCGCCGCGGUGAGCGACGAGGCCCCGAGGUCCUCGAGGCGCGCCUCCACCGGUAUGUUUUCGCAGUUGAGGAGCUCGGCGGCCAUCCUCGCGAGCUCAUUCUCGAGCGCGCGGCGCGUCUCCACGACCGGAUCAUUCGAUGAAUGCACUGAUGGCUCUGGUCGGGAGAGGUCUUGGAGUUUCCGCAGCUCCCUCCCAUCGUCCACCACAACAUCAGUGAGGCCGAGCUCCGCCUCCGCUUGUCUCCGGUGCGCGUCAAAGAGCGGGUGCGUGAGGUAGCGCUCCCCUGCUGAAGGUAAGAUAACGACGACGCGCUUGCCUUCGCCCAGCUCCGACGCGACGUCCCGCGCCACUCUGAGCGCCGCGCCCGACGACGGCCCCGCCAAUACCCCAUCUCGCAUGGAUACGGCGCGCGCCUCGUCCAACGCAUCAGCCAGGGAGCAGCUCCGGAAUUCAUCAACUUGGACCCGUUGGCCUUCGUCUGUUUCAUCUUUAUUGCACACGAACGCGAGAGGUACACCUGCUCCAAUACCCGUGACUCCAUGCCCGUUGUGGUGCACUCCACCAGAUAAAGUUCGGGAGAGCUCGGGCUCCACUACCACAAUUUUCGGAGGUUGUACACCACUCUGCGAUGCGAGGGACCGUAGAGCUCUUGUAAUACCAGAGGCCGUGCCGCCCGUGCCCGCGCCCAAUACAACAGCGUCCAGCCUCCCACCACACUGGCGCCAGAGCUCCGGUCCCGUCCCAUUUAAAUGUGCUUCCGCAUUACAGGGGUUCGAGAACUGAGCCGUGUAGUAGGCCCGGUCUCCCAAAGCUUCAGCGGCCUUUUUGGCCAGCCGCAGCAUCCCCUCGGCGCCUUCGUUCGGCUCACUUAGUAGUACAACACCACCGUACGCUUUGAUGAGCGCGUACCUUUCGACAUUCGUGCACACGCGCGGCAUACUUACAACACACCCAUAACCUUUGGAGGCGGCGACCAUGGCUAAUGCUAUACCAGUAUUGCCGGAGGUGGCAUCCACUAGCACGGAGCCCUUCCUCAACAACUGGCGCCGUUCCGCGUCCUCCACGAUAGCUAACGCUGCUCUAUCCUUGACCGAGCCGCCGGGGUUGAGGAAUUCGAGUUUUGCGAGGAGUUCGGCGCUGUUUGACUGGAGGCGCAGCAGCGGCGUCCUUCCUAUUAAAUCUGUGAUGCUGGAGGCGAUGUCCUCCAUUUUAUGAACUACGGCAUGGCUCGGCUAUGGGCAGCCCAUAUGGCUGUCGAGCGCUCGAGCGCUCUGCACUUCAGGCAAGCGCUCUGCGGCCUCUCACGCGGCGAUUUCGGGUUUUGCAGGUCCGCGCGCAGGCGUCAGGGGGCAGCCCCGCGACGGCUCCGCCCCCAUGGAAUAGUCCUCGGACCCGGCACGUGGGGGUCGGCGACAGCGCCGGCAAGUGCAAAGCAGUUUCACCUUCGCUGCGAAGUGGCUUAUUAGCGGCGAGCGAGGCAGCGCAACUUGCAGCGAAGAUGCAGGAGCCGACGGCGGCCGCCAUCGGCGAGGUCCAGGCGGCCUUCGGCGCCGACCCGGUAGCAGCGAUGUGCCUGUACAAGGCCAGGAGCACCCUCCAAGAUGGCCUCUGCACCAAACUGAGCUUCCCGAACACGCCGGAGCACGGCGAGACCGUCGUGGACGAGCCGCCGACGAUGCCGGGCGGCAAAGACGCGGGGCCGAACCCCAUGGAUGUUUGUCUUGGUGCUCUGGCGACGUGCCAGGAGAUCUCGUACAAGGCCUUUGCUACCGUGAUGGGGAUUGAGGUCAAAUCCGUGGCUUGUUCUGUGGAGGGCGAGCUCGACUUGCGUGGCUUUCUCGGUGUGGACGAGAGUGUAGCGAAAGGGUUCACGAAGAUCACCGGUACGGUGACCGUGGACGCUCCUGAUGCCUCCCAAGAGCAGCUGGACCAGCUCAAGGGCGCCGUGGACGCCCACUGCCCCAUGUGCGAUUUCCUAUCCGGCACAUGCACGCUGACGUUAGACGUUAAAACGCAAGCUCCCACGGAUGCCACGCGCGACGACGGUUCACUAAGCGCGCAAGCCAUCGGGGAGCUCGGCGCUGCGUUGGGCGCGGACCCGUCGGCCGCCCUGUGCACGUACAAAGCGUCCUCGAAACUCGAGAAGGGCCUCGCGUCCUCACUCACUUACCCGAACACGCCGCACCACGGCCCCUACGCGACGGACGAGCCCCAAUCGAUGCCCGGCGGCCAGAACACGGGCCCGAACCCCAUGGAUUUGGUGCUGGGCGCGCUGACGACGUGCCAGGACAUCACGUACAAGGCCUACGCGACGGCGCUAGGCAUUGAUGUGCAAAGGGUCGAGACGGCUUGUGAAGGAGACCUGGACCUGCGCGGCUUCCUGGGUGUCGACGAGGCCGUGCGGAAGGGCUUCCAAGUCAUAAGAGGCACGGUGACGCUCACGACGAACGCUGAUGAAGCGACGAUCACAAAACUCAAGGGCGCGGUCGACGCCCAUUGCCCGAUGUGCGCGACGAUUUCCGACAAGAUUCCCGUCUCCUUGACGGUCGUGAAGGCGUGA